UUUACCUAAAUCGAUCUUAAAGUACUUAGAAGUUAUAACUAAAAUUAGACGUUGAAUCCAUAAGGCUCCAGUAAUUAUUGUAGAAUGUAGAAAUGAAUCUCUUCCUCCUUUGCCACCCUGAGUUCUGUCUUAUGUCCUACAAUGUCCUUAUGUUGUAAUUAACUCUCCAUUUAUCUCGUUGCUACUAGCUGUCUCAUCUACUUCUGUAACAGUAAUAAUAGCAUUUAGUUAUGCCUGGUUGUUAGCACUCACUUGUUCUUGAAUCAGGACGUGAGCAUUAAGGAUCCACUUCCAAGUUAACAAAGAGUAAACUGUAAGUGAAGAUGCACCCAGAUCUAUCUCCACACCUGCAUACAGAGGAAUGCAACAUUAUCAUACAGCGUCUCAAACAGUGUCAUAGAGAACAUAGCUUCCUGAAGUUUUUGGGAAAAUGUAAUGAUAUUGACCGAGAGAUGAGGCGUUGCUUAGAGCUAGAGGUAAAGGCUAAGAGAGCCAGAAGCAGAGAACACGCUGCCAGGAUACAACGCCGACUGAAUUCAUCUUCCGAGUAACUGUUUCCUGUCAGGUGGAGUGCUCGAAUUCACUGGGCUGUGAACUGGCCUCUCAAAGCUGCCUAAGGCCACUUGGACAUUUUACACAAACCAUUGUCAGUUGGACUGAUUUUUGUUGUUUCGAUAUUUUUGCAUUUCUCUGGCAAAAGUAUUCUCAUUUUUGAUAUUUAUACCUGACUGUUGGAUUGGUCGAGUGUUUAGAUCUUACAUAAGCGGAUUGUUACAUAAUCUGCAAUGCUUAAACUCUGCAGUCUUCAUUCUGCUACAGUGAAACGUGUUGUCUUCACUUCCCUCCCCUGACUAGGGAUGAACACUGGUACCACACUGACCCACAGCUUGAUCACAGACCAUUCUUACACUGACACCUGGUGGGCAUUGAACAUGUUGCAAUGGAAGGGUGAUGUAUAAAUUUUUAACAACUUGAUCACGAUUGUUUGAUGAUUUAAGACUUUGGAGUAGGUAGUAAUUUUAGAAAUUUUCAAAUGAAUAAAAUUCAUGUUUGAAUUUUUAAAAAAGUAUUUUCUAAAAUAAAUUGGUACAAUAUCCACGCCACCGAAUGGAUUAUAAGAAUGAACAGAGAACAGUACAGCACAGGAACAGGCCCUUUGACCCCACCA
Molecule: messenger RNA, 1168 nt
Organism: Chiloscyllium plagiosum (whitespotted bambooshark)
Lineage: Eukaryota; Metazoa; Chordata; Chondrichthyes; Orectolobiformes; Hemiscylliidae
Source: RefSeq, a predicted model, not a curated record